ACCCUAUUUUGGACACAUCUGCCCGAAUUCAACCCUACCCAAGAAACCCCCCUCUCUCUAACCCUCCUACCCCCAGCUUCUCACUUGUAGACUUGUGAUUUAUUCUGCUUUUUCGUUUUUCGACAUUUUCCAUUUUCAAAGCAAGAAACUUUAGAGGGUUUGCAAAUGGAGGGGGCAAAGCUGAGCUCUGAUGUGAAGCUUGUUGAGGCUGCUGUGGUUAAUACUCUUUUGGCUGCUCAAACUUGCCUUCUCAUGCUGACUAGCUCGUUGCUGAAUGACAAACUACCCGCUUGGAUAGGAAAUCGGUUUCCGAUGGAGGAGCUUCAUAGAGUGAACAAGCCAGGACUUGAAAACAAAGAUGGAAGUGAUACCGAGGAUGAUGACGAGGAUGAAGAUGAGGACAAUGCCGAGCCUGAUGAUGAUGCUGGUGAUGAAGACUUUUCAGGCGGCGAAGAAGGCGGAGAUGAUGAUGAUGAAGGCGAUCCUGAAGAGGACGCCGAGGCUAAUGGUGACGGAGGAAGUGACGACGACGACGAUGAUGAUGGGGAUGACGACGAUGAGGACGGGGACGAUGAUGAGGACGAGGAGGAAGACGAGGACGAGGAGGAUCAACCACCUGCUAAGAAGAGGAAGUGAUGGAGACUUUUGUAUUUGGUUUGGUUGGGAAGUGUGUAUUAGAAUGAGGUUAAUCUAGGGAAUUUGACCAUGGUUUGUGAGAAUGGAUUUUCAUCAUUAGACUUAGAUGGAAUGUAACAUGCUCCCAUGAGAAUUCUGGAUUUAUGGUAGCUUAUGUGAGAUCUCUGUUUAAUCA
Molecule: messenger RNA, 811 nt
Organism: Salvia hispanica
Lineage: Eukaryota; Viridiplantae; Streptophyta; Magnoliopsida; Lamiales; Lamiaceae
Source: RefSeq, a predicted model, not a curated record